AUGAGAGACGUUCUGGUCCUAGCUCUGACCAUCAUCAUCAGCUUCAUCAUCGACUCAUGCCAAGCGGCUGAGCGUUGCUAUGGAGAUCUGGGCUGUUUCUCCACUCUGCUGGGUCUCCCCGCUCUACCACAGAGUCCCGAUCACAUCCGAACCAAUUAUCUUCUGUUCACGAGAGCGUCCAAGACGCAUCCGACGCACGUGGUGGCGCGAGACGAAAGCACGUGGCACAGUUCGCUAAGUCAAGGUCAUUUUUCUAAAAACAAGGGCACCAAGUUCAUAAUCCACGGGUUUAUCGACAACGGCAAUAAACAAUGGUUGAAGACAAUGAAGGACGAGCUACUUAAAAAGGGCGACUUCAAUGUCUUCAUAGUGGACUGGGGUCAUGGCUCGAAAUUCCCCUACUCCCAGGCGACGGCGAACACGUUCCUGGUGGCGGCCGGGCUGAGCAGGUUCCUGCGCCACCUACACGACCACGAGGGACUCAGUCUGGCCAGAGUCCACCUGAUCGGCCACAGUCUCGGUGCCCACAUCGCUGGAAACUGUGGCGCCAAAACUCAUGGGCUGGGACGCAUUUCUGGUCUGGACCCGGCCGAGCCGAAUUUCAUCGUCUGGGGCUCGGACAAGCGUCUCGACAAAAGUGACGCCACAUUUGUUGAUGUCAUUCACUCUGACGGGGAACCCUUUCUCGGGUUGAAAGGGUACGGUUUGAUAACACCUCUUGGCGAUGUCGACUUCUACCCUAAUGGCGGAGUGGACCAGCCUGGAUGUACCGACACCAUUGGUGGGGUUCUCAUUGGAAUUCUUGAACCAGGAAAGGGUCGAUCGAUCUCCUGUAGUCACGGGAGGUCGCACGAUCUCUUCACGGAGUCGAUAAACUCCCGCUGCUCGUUCAAGGCACACCGCUGUUCAAACUGGGCCAGUUACGAGGCGGGCACUUGUCACGGGUGUCCAGGGGGGUGUCCACACAUGGGCUACGACGCGGCCCUGUCCGGGGCCAGGGGAUCGUACUAUCUGAGCACGACGCAAGAAUCACCGUUUUGUGGUCACGAGUAUUUCGUAGAAAUAGAUUUAUCUGCCCGUGAAGAAUUGACGACCGGCCGCAUAUACGUCACGUUACUUGGGUCAUCUGGCCACAGCCACACGUUGGAAUUUUCAAGGGAUACCCGACAGUAUCAUGCACAGGACCAUGAAAAGCACGUGAUCGCUGUUCACCACCAUAUCGGCAGCGUGUCAAGUGUCAAGGUCAUGUACAAAAGGAAGUUCGGCAUCUUCUCUCCUGGGAAAGCCAAUGAGAUUGUAGUUGAGCGGGUUUACGUUCAGGAUAUCUACUCGUCUCACAAAAUCAAGUUUUGCGGUCACAAUGCUCAUGUGAGUGAUAAACAAGUUAUUACUCUGACGUCACACACUGGCUGCUAAGAUAACCGGUGUGACAUGCGCAUGGUCAGCUAUUCUGUUAUUUCGGAGACGGUCUUAUAGUGUUAAAACGGGUAUACGGGCUGGAGAUGGCAAGAAACAUUUGUUUUUGUUCUUGUGGGUUUUUUUUAAAAUUUUACCUCAAAUUCCUUUUCUGGAACAUUGUCAGAAAAGCACACAAUACAAAAUGUUGCCAUGUCAUGUAACUAAUGUAAUACAAUUUGAACUAAUCAAUAUUCAUGGUCAAACUAUGGUGUUGCCAAAAUGCAUGCAGUGUAUUCUAAUAUACACUUAUUAUUCAGGUAUAUAUAAAUAUAUAAUAUACACAUGUCAGGUUUUUGGCUUUGAAUAAACCUAGAAACGUG
Molecule: messenger RNA, 1778 nt
Organism: Gigantopelta aegis
Lineage: Eukaryota; Metazoa; Mollusca; Gastropoda; Neomphalida; Peltospiridae
Product: inactive pancreatic lipase-related protein 1-like
Exons: 8
Coding region: 1-1416 (471 amino acids)
Biological process (GO): lipid metabolic process
Molecular function (GO): protein binding; triacylglycerol lipase activity
Source: RefSeq, a predicted model, not a curated record